This is a messenger RNA of Brachypodium distachyon (stiff brome), 1792 nucleotides long. RefSeq names its product TOM1-like protein 1. Lineage: Eukaryota; Viridiplantae; Streptophyta; Magnoliopsida; Poales; Poaceae. The transcript has 4 exons. Gene Ontology annotation, biological process: protein transport to vacuole involved in ubiquitin-dependent protein catabolic process via the multivesicular body sorting pathway. Gene Ontology annotation, molecular function: phosphatidylinositol binding; ubiquitin binding. The record is from RefSeq and is a predicted model, not a curated record. Bases 454 to 1650 code for a protein of 398 amino acids.
UGAAAUCUGAAUUCAUCCAAAAUUUCAAAGAAAACAGACGUGUGUACAUCGACAACAACAAAUACUGGGAGUCGACUUGGACUGCUGAAAGAUUAUGCUACUCCGUAUAUGUUAAGCUAAAGCCUUUCCUUUGCGGCCAUCCCCAGAUAACGACUUGUCCAAACCCCAGAGCAAGGCGAAAAGUUGCAGAAGAGGAAAGGAAGGAAGGGGAGGGAACCCCAACCCCGCUCCCAUCUUGGAAGGGAAUCCAUCCCUCGUCCGUCUCUUCGGCCUACAUCCGUAGGUAGCAGGAAGAGGCGGCGCUUGCGCGCGAUCCAGCCUGAGCCGGCGAAGGAGGAGGAGGAGGAGUUCGCCACCGAUCCACCGUCGUCUUCGCUAAGCUUCGGGUUGGGGUGGGGAUUACCCUCCCGAUCGACCUCUACCAAGUUUCUACCGCAGAAUCACUCUUACAAGAUGAGUGACAAUCUGAUGGACAAGGUCAAUGCAUUGGGCGAGCGCCUCAAGAUAAGUGGGGCAGAAGUUAGCCGCAAGAUGUCGACUGGCGUGACCAGCAUGAGUUUCAAGAUGAAGGAAUUUUUCCAAGGCCAGAAUAUGGCGGACAAGAUUGUUGAUGAAGCCACACCGGAGACCAUGGAUGGCCCUGAUUGGGCCACCAAUCUUGAGAUAUGCGAUAUGGCCAACACCGGGAAGGUCAACAGUGUUGAACUGAUCCGUGCCAUCAAGAGGCGAAUCAUGUUGAAGACCCCAAGGGUGCAGUAUCUAGCUCUUGUCCUCCUUGAGACCGUCGUCAAAAACUGUGAGAAGGCUUUCUCUGAGAUUGCUGCUGAGCGGGUCCUUGACGAGAUGGUGAAACUUAUUGAUGAUCCACAGACUAUAGUCAACAACAGAAACAAGGCACUUAUGCUUAUUGAAGCAUGGGGAGAGUCAGGAGAUGAGCUCCGCUACCUUCCGGUUUAUGAAGAAACUUACAAGAGCUUAAGAUCUAGGGGAAUUCGCUUCCCUGGCCGUGAUGACGAGAGCCUUGCACCAAUAUUUACUCCUCCCCGGUCAGUACCUGCAGCUGAACCAUAUUCUGAUGUAGCACAGGACGGGUAUCAAGAAAUUCCAGAUGAAAGUUUUGCUCCAGUUCGUGUUGUCCCUCCUCCUGUGCAAGUCAACGAUGCUUUUGAGGUGGCUCGUAAUAGUGUUGAACUUCUUUCCACAGUGCUAUCUUCCUCCCCACAAAAUGAGGCUCUAGAGGAUGACUUGACUACCACCCUGGUUCAGCAAUGCCAACAGUGUCAGUACACAAUCCAGAGAAUCGUCGAGACGGCAGGUGAUGACGAGUCUCAGCUCUUCGAAGCGUUGAGCAUCCACGACGAACUCCAGAAGGUCCUCUCCAAGUAUGAAGGGCUCAAGGAGCCCGUCGUCGCAGAGCCUGAGCCAGAACCAGCGAUGAUACCGGUUACCGUGGAGCCCGAGGAAUCCCCCCGUGCCGUCAGUAAAGACACCCCUGCGAGGAAAUCAGCCGGGUCCGGAGGUCGGUCUAGCGGGGACGACUUGCUCCAGGAUCUCGACGACAUGAUCUUUGGUAAGAAAGGCGGCACCUCGUCUCAGCAGGACAGAACUCCCAGGAAGGAGGAGCGGAAGGACGAUUUCAUCGGUUUGUGAUCACCGGGUUAAUGUAUCUACCUGCAGGCUGGAACUUGUUAUGUGUAUACAGAUGUUAGUUGUUCAGUGUAUUCGAAAACUAUGAUAAUAUGUUUGUGAUUUGCACAUGUGUGAUAUGCGCAUCUUUCUUGUCCUGUGUUUA